UAUUGCAACGCUACUACGGCAAUACUGAUGCUUCAAUUGGUCAGGUUCACCUGGCACACUUGAAAAACAGGAAAGAAGUUGCCAUGCAAAUCCAGUACCCCGGCGUCACCCAGAACAACACUGAUGUUAACAACCUGAUGACUGUCCUGAGCGUGAGCAAUAUUGUCCCUGAAGGGUUGUUCCCUGAGCAUUUGAUUGAAGUCCUUAGCAGAGAGCUGGCCCUGGAGUGUGACUACCAGAGACAGGCUGCCUGCACAAGGAAGUUCCAGGAGCUGCUGAAAGACCACCCCUUCUUUUAUGUCCCGAGAGUAGUGGAUGAGCUGUGCAGCAAGCAUGUUCUGACCACAGAGCUGGUGCCUGGCUUCCCCUUGGAUCAAGCUGUAGGGCUGAGCCAGGAGAUUCGAAAUGAGAUCUGUCACAAUGUCCUGGUCCUGUGCCUGCAGGAGCUGUUUGAGUUCAGGUACAUGCAGACUGACCCAAACUGGUCAAACUUCUUCUAUGACCCACAGUUGCACAAGGUGGCCCUGCUGGACUUUGGAGCAACACGAGGCUUUGGUGAGAAGUUCACAGACGUCUACAUAGAGGUAAUCAAGGCAGCUGCUGACACAGAGAGAGAGAGAGUACUGAGCAAGUCCACUGAAAUGAAAUUCCUCACUGGCUACGAAGCCAAGGAAAUGAAAGAUGCACACUUAAAUGCUGUCCUCAUCCUGGGACAGGCUUUUGCGUCUGAGGAACCUUUCAAUUUUGGCAACCAAAGCACCAUUGAAAAGAUCCACACUUUAAUCCUAGUCACACUGAAGCAUCAGCUUGUCCCUCCACCACAGGAGACCUACUCUCUUCAUCGGAAGAUGGGGGGUUCUUUCCUUAUCUGCACCAAACUGAAGGCCAAAAUUCCCUGCAAAAACAUGUUCCAAGAGGCGUAGAGCAAAUAUUGGAGCAGUAGGGGCAAGAAGCCAGAGGAGUAGUAA
Pelecanus crispus (Dalmatian pelican) is the source of this 968-nucleotide messenger RNA. Lineage: Eukaryota; Metazoa; Chordata; Aves; Pelecaniformes; Pelecanidae. The record is from RefSeq and is a predicted model, not a curated record.